GAAAAACUGUAAAUGUCAAUAGCGGCAGCGACGCUUUUGCCCUUCAAUGCCAGAACGCCGUUAGCGUAUCUGCGGUAAUGGAGUGUCGUGUGUUGUCCAUUCAGAGUCAUGUUGUCAGGGGAUACGUUGGGAACAAGUCGGCAACAUUCCCGCUGCAGGUGCUGGGUUUUGAAGUGGACUCUAUCAACUCUGUCCAGUUCUCCAAUCACACAGCACAUGCCCCUACUUCGCUGCGAGCUUGCUGUUAAGUCCUCAUCGCAGGAGAUGCUCUCACUGGCUCAGGAUCAAGUUUUGGCUCCACGUGAUCUCCGUUUCUUUUGCAGCUACGCCCACUGGAAGGGACAAGUACUGACAGCAGAGGAGCUGAAUGUGCUAUAUGAGGGUAUCAAGCUCAAUAAGGUGAACCAGUAUGACUACAUUCUCACAGGGUACAGCAGGGACACGUCCUUCCUGGAAAUGGUGGUUGACAUUAUUCAGGAGCUAAAGAAAGCUAAUCCCAGCCUGGUAUAUGUUUGUGAUCCUGUUAUGGGAGACCACGGUGCUAUGUACGUUCCAGAGGGCCUGCUGCCAGUCUACAAGGACAAAGUAGUGCCUUUGGCCGACAUCCUCACCCCCAACCAGUUUGAAGCAGAGCUAUUAACUGGGAGGAAAAUUAACACAGAGGAAGAUGCUGUUGAGGUGAUGGACUUGCUUCAUAAAAUGGGUCCAGAAACUGUGGUCCUUACUAGUACAGACCUACCUUCAAAACAUGGGGACCAGUUCCUGGUGGCCCUUGGAAGCCAAAAAAUAGUGAAACCAGAUGGGACCAACUCCAGUCAGAAAAUUUGCAUGGACAUCCCCAAAGUCGAUGCUGUAUUUGUGGGAACAGGAGACCUGUUUGCUGCCAUGUUGCUAGCCUGGACUCACCAUCACCCCAAGGACCUGAAGGCUGCCUGUGAAAAGACUGUGUCAGUGAUGCACCACGUCAUUAAGAGGACGAUUACUUACGCCAAUGAGAUGGCUGGCCCCGGGAACAGGCCCAGUCCUGCACAAUUGGAGCUGAGGAUGGUUCAGAGCAAAGUCGACAUUGAGAAUCCUGCCAUUGUAGUGGAAGCUAAGGUUUUACAAAAGUCUUCACACUGAAGGCAGUAAUGUUUCCAUGAACAUUCACAUCUUGCAGGUAUAAAUCAGUUUCAAAUCGGGGCGGUCCACUAGACACAUGUAGGAUUUUCACAUCAAAGACUGUCACAUGUCACUGCCUUACAGAAUCUCUGAGGGGGUACAACUAUGUUUUCAUGAGAGGGGUCAGUAGGAUUUGUUGUACGUACAUUCUGCUUACAAACACACUGGAAUCACUGCCAUGUGUCUCUACUAUGGCCAGUGUAGACAUCAUCUACCCUUCAAAAGAUAAAAAGACAUUAGCCAACAAAGAUAGCGUGAGUGUACUUGAAUCGUACUUACUAUGGUGACAAUUAUUUCUUGCUAUAAAACCUUUCAUCUUGAUUAAAGCCGAUUAGAAAAUACACAAAACCAGUGAUGCGUGCAUGACCAUGCCUCUACUUGUUUUGGCUAUGAUAGUAAGUCAGCUCUCGUCACAUGUACUUGAAGUGUGUUGCUCACAAGGCAUUAUAAGCACAUCAGUAUACUAUCUAUAAUAUUAUCAAAAACAAAAUAUGUUAGGCUAGAUUUAACACCUAAUGCAAAAGGAAAGGGGUUAUGCAAAUAUGACGAUGUCAGAUUCACAGAGCAUUUUAUUGCAUUGUGACUUUUCUGAAAUGAUUAUAAUAUAAAGCUAUGAAUGCAUGCAGUGUGCUUACAGUGCACUUGGGUGUUUUAUAAUGCACUUCAAGUAAAAGUAGCCAACCUUAUACAUUCGGAUUGGAUGCAUUACAAGUGCUGAGAUAUGUAUUGUAACUCCCAUGUUAUGCACAUAGUAUGUAGUCUAUACAGUUUCAUUACCUCAAUUUAUUUGACUUUGUUUUGUUUUAGAGAAAUUGUAACUUUACUGAUAAUCAUGAUAAUGGUUGAUGUCUAAAAUUGUUCUUUUUAAAAAAUGGUUUGAAAAUGUUUUUCACCAUCUUUUUUAA
This is a messenger RNA of Xiphias gladius (swordfish), 2066 nucleotides long. RefSeq names its product pyridoxal kinase-like. The coding region runs from base 109 to 1122 and encodes 337 amino acids. Lineage: Eukaryota; Metazoa; Chordata; Actinopteri; Istiophoriformes; Xiphiidae. Gene Ontology annotation, biological process: pyridoxal 5'-phosphate salvage. The record is from RefSeq and is a predicted model, not a curated record. Gene Ontology annotation, molecular function: pyridoxal kinase activity. Gene Ontology annotation, cellular component: cytosol. The transcript is spliced from 13 exons.